AUGCCUCCCGCCAUCGCGCUGCUACUCGCGCAGCUGGUGCUGUGCGGCUGCGUCUCGCCGGCGGUGUCUGCCGAUGCCGUCGUCCCCAGGCGGGUGCUGCACCAGCCGCUCUUCCCCAUUGAGUGGACUCCGCCCCCUUCGCCGCCGCCUCCACCGGCGCCGGACUUCACCUCCGACCCCAGCCCUCCCGUGGCCACGCCCGAUGCCCCUCCCGUGGCCACGCCCGAUGCCCCUCCCGGCGACUUCUUCCCUCCGGCACCGCCGGUGUCCAGUGAUGGUGGUGGCGGUGGCGGUGGCGGCACGGUUUCGUCCCCUCCAAACACCGUCACCGCCGAUGUCUCCACCCCGCCCUCUCCCACUGCUGCUGGCCACGGCCCCAAGAAGGCGACCAUAGUGGCGGCCGGGGCAGCCGCCGCCGCAGGGGUCGCUCUGCUCGGCUUCGCCUGCGCUUUCCUCAUCACCGGCCGCGCCCGCCGCCGCUGCGACUCGCAGAAGCUGCUCGGCCCCGACGGCGGGCCGGCGCUCCGCCGCACGGCCCCCUCCGCCACUGACUUCCUCUACGUCGGCACGGUGGAGCCCACCACGCCCGCGCACCAGCGCGGGCCCACCAGUGCCGAUCUCGCCGGGUCCCCGUACCGCAAGCUGCGGAACGAGCGCGCGCGGCGCGCGGUGUGCCGCGACGAGGCCACCGACCACCCGAGCCCGGAGCUCCGGCCGCUCCCGCCGCUGCGGCGCGCCACCACGAUGGGCUCCUCCGACGAGGACGCGUACUACACGCCGCGGCAGCGCUCUGGGGGCUCCGGCGCCGGCGGCGGGGCCGGCAGUGGCGUGUACGGCGAGACGUGGAGCGAGGCGAGCGCGUCCAGCCCGCCCACCACCACAACGGCUUCCCGCCGCAGCCUCCCCAGCAUGACCAGCGACUUCUUUCCCCCGGUCGCCGCCAUCGCCGCGCUCCCGCCGCCCCCACGGUCCCGCCGCACGCGCACGCCCCCGCGCACGCGCUUCUCCACUGGCUCCACCCCCGACGCCAAACAGGCAAUCUCGCCAUCCCCGCGGCCGGUGCAACCCUCCAACCCACCUUCACGGCCACCGCCACCACCUCCUCCUCCUCCUCCUCCACCACCACCGACAGCGCCGCCCAAGUCCAACACAGCUCCAAGACCACCACCUCCUCCACCACCGCCACCGAUGGCGUCAACCAAUAGCCUCCCUCCAAAGACGGGGGAGCCGACAUCCAGGCGCCGGUUGCUGAAGCCGCUGCCGCCGGAAGGGCCCCGCAUUGCCAUGCCGAUGCCGAUCACGGCGGCGGCAGCGGCGGAGAACAACGGGAGCACGUCGAUGCGGGCAGAGGACGACGCGGCCGGCGGCCUGCCGAAGCUGAAGCCGCUGCACUGGGACAAGGUGCGGGCGACCUCCGACCGCGCCAUGGUCUGGGACCAGCUCAAGUCAAGCUCAUUCCAGUUGGACGAGGACAUGAUCGAGGCGCUCUUCAUGAACAACUCCAUGCCCGCCGCGCCGCCGAGGGACACCGGGAGGAAGCCCGCCGUGCCGCCGUUCAGGCAGGAGGAGAGGGUGCUCGACCCCAAGAAAGCGCAGAACAUCGCCAUCUUGUUGCGCGCCUUGAAUGUCACGCGUGAGGAGGUCUCGGACGCGCUCCUGGAUGGCAAUGCUGAAUGCUUAGGCAGUGAGCUUUUGGAAACAUUAGUCAAGAUGUCACCUACUAAAGAGGAGGAGGUCAAACUACGAGAUUAUAGCGGCGACUUAGCGAAGCUGGGUACCGCAGAACGCUUUCUCAAGACUGUGCUGGAUAUACCUUUCGCCUUCAAAAGAGUCGACGCCAUGCUGUACCGAGCCAAUUUCGAGACUGAGAUAAAUUACCUAAGGAAGUCUUUUGAAACGCUAGAGGCAGCUUGUGAAGAUCUUAGGGGCAGUAGGUUGUUCCUAAAACUCCUUGAAGCAGUGCUGAGGACCGGGAAUCGGAUGAAUGUCGGCACGAACCGGGGUGAGGCUAAAGCCUUUAAGCUUGACACCCUCCUCAAGCUCGCAGACGUCAAGGGAGCUGAUGGCAAAACCACGCUGCUGCACUUUGUUGUCCAAGAAAUGAUCCGAUCAGAAGACGCGAAACCUGAAAAGGAAAAUACCACAGCCACCAGCUCUAAAGAUAAAGGCCUGAAGGUUGUGUGCGGGCUGAGCAGCGAGCUCGGAAACGUCAAGAAGGCGGCUUCCAUGGACUUCGAUGUUCUGCACGGGUACGUCAGCAAGCUCGAAACAGGCCUCGAGAAGAUCAAGUCGGUGUUGCAGCUCGAGAGGCAAUGCACGCAGGGCCAGAGGUUCUUCACCGCGAUGCAGGGCUUUCUGAAGGAAGCCGACAAGGAGAUCGAGAUAGUGAGAGGCGAGGAGAAGCGGGCUCUGGGGAGAGUGAAAGACAUCACCGAUUACUUCCACGGGGACGCCGCGAAGGAGGAGGCGCACCCUCUGAGGAUUUUCAUGGUGGUGAGGGACUUCCUCUCGAUGUUGGAUCACGUCUGCAGGGAGGUUGGCCGGAUGCAGCAGGACAGAACCGUCGUCGGGUCGGCGAGGUCGUUCCGUGUUUCGACGACAGCCCCGUUGCCGGUCCUAAGCUUGUAUGGCCAACGGCGGCAGAACAACUCCGACGACGAUGAUGAUAGUAUGUCGUCGUAG
This is a messenger RNA of Triticum turgidum subsp. durum (durum wheat), 2682 nucleotides long. The record is from the annotation of a GenBank genome assembly. NCBI's taxonomy places the organism in Eukaryota, Viridiplantae, Streptophyta, Magnoliopsida, Poales, Poaceae.